AUGCACAUUCUUUGUACUCCAACCGUCUGGACGUGCAUCGCGCAAUUACCCAACUUGAAAGCAGUCCACUCACCAUUAUUCCAGGGGAGAUUCAACAACUAUGCAUUCGAUUCCUCGGCCUGGCAUGGUAUCGGACCCCCCACAUUAGACACUCCAUUCCCAUCUCUUCGCGCUAUCGAGAUGGCAGUCCCGUCUCAGUUAGCAGCCAUCGUCCUGGGGUAUUAUCCCUUAGAUGGCGUACGUUCUCUCGGACUGCUACUGAUUGACUAUAAGUACAAUCCACCAACAGAGCAGUCGCUAAUCCAAAUAGUCACAACGUGCAAAUGCUUGCAUCGAUUACUCCUCAUCACCCCUCAUUUCAGGCUCCCUGUACUGAAAUUGCCUCUGUCUCCUGAGCUCACUCAUUUGGUGGUCUGCACUGACGGCGUUGAGACGAUUGACAAUGCCGACUUGAUGUAUAUAUGCUCUAAGAUGCCCAACCUUGAAGUUUUGGAUUUAAUCCCGACACAAGUCUGUAGAAAUCAUCCUCCGGGCCUAACGCUGGAAGUCAUACGAUCGAUCGCAGGGAUAUGCCCUCGUCUUGAGCGCGCUUCGUUGUACAUUGAUAUGGACAUCUCGGGUAUCCAAUUUUCCUUCGAUGACCCUCCUUUUCCUUUGAAUCAUCCACUUUCCACUCUAUACUUUACGCCAUCCCAGGUCCUGAACCGUACUGAGGUGGCAAUGUAUUUGUGCACUUUGUUUCAGGACCCUCAACGUGCACCGGCGAUUAAGGCACCGAAAGUUAGUUUCCGUCAACAGCUCGGAUGCUGGGAUGGGCCACAUUUCCAUUCCACUGAGCAGAAUCCUGAGGAGGAAUGGAAGUGCGUUGGGGAGAUUAUGGAUACGCUUAGAAGGCACGCCAUCGCUUCUUUCCAGACUCGAUUGGCACAGAACGAUGCAGAAUUGAAGGCAUUACGGGAGAAACUCCGAUUAUAUACCGCCGUGGAGCACCUAAUGAAGGGACUUCCUGGCGUUUGA
Messenger RNA from Cantharellus anzutake, 1017 nucleotides. RefSeq lists its product as uncharacterized. The record is from RefSeq and is a predicted model, not a curated record. The coding region runs from base 1 to 1017 and encodes 338 amino acids. The transcript has a single exon. NCBI's taxonomy places the organism in Eukaryota, Fungi, Basidiomycota, Agaricomycetes, Cantharellales, Hydnaceae.